AUGUCCUCUAGCGAAAAGGUGAUCAUUGUUGGCGGCCACGGAAAUGUAUCUCUCCGGCUGGCUAGGAAGCUCGCUGGAACAAAGUCUGUGACUUCCAUAAUCCGAGAUCCUGCUCAGGAGCAAGACAUUAAGGACGUCUCUGCAACACCACUCAUCCUUUCACUGGAGGACUCGCCUGUGGAAGACUUCACCAAGGCGUUCACAGGGCAGGACGUCGUCUACUUCUCUGCAGGCGCGGGUGGGAACGGUGGUGAGGAGAGGACGAAGAAGGUCGACUACGAGGGGGCCGUGAAGGUCUUUGACGCCAUCGAAGCCGUGGAUGGCACCAAGCCGAGACUCAUUCUCGUGUCGGCCGUGGAUAUUCGAAACCCGGACAAGAUCCCCGAGCAUUAUAACGAUGAGGACAAGGCUCUGUCUGAACGCAUCAGAAAGGUCAUCCCCGCUUACAUGCAUUGGAAAUACGAGGCAGACAAGAACCUCGUCGUCCGCACUGCGUUCAAGUGGACAAUCCUGCGUCCAGGAGGGCUGACAAACGACGCUGGGAAGGAUGUCGCGUCUAUCGGACGAACCCACCUGGGCAAACCCAUUUCGAGAGACGAUGUCGCCACUGUUCUCGCGUUUCUUCUUGAUCGCGAAGACGCAGCUGGCUUAGCAAUCGAUUUGGUUGGAGGCGAGACUCCCAUUACGGAGGGGCUCGAUACAUUUAUCAAGAAGGGUGUCACCGAUUGGCUGGGAUAA
Molecule: messenger RNA, 738 nt
Organism: Cyclocybe aegerita
Lineage: Eukaryota; Fungi; Basidiomycota; Agaricomycetes; Agaricales; Hemipholiotaceae
Source: the annotation of a GenBank genome assembly